Molecule: messenger RNA, 3393 nt
Organism: Phytomonas sp. EM1
Lineage: Eukaryota; Euglenozoa; Kinetoplastea; Trypanosomatida; Trypanosomatidae
Source: the annotation of a GenBank genome assembly
AUGUCGUCAUCAAAGUUUCCGGCGAUUAAAUCGGCGACGAAGAGACAUCCGUUAACUAGCUACUCGCUUUCUUCUUCCGAUCGAAAGGAAAAAUCGAUGCUUCGAUGUGCAAAAAAAGCUCGUUCUGCGGCAGCCUUGGAUCAGCCGAACGCGUGUUUGUCGGAGUCCUUUUCCUCAAUGGCAGAUUCAGCGGCAACCAAAACGGUGAAUAAAAGACCAGGCACCCAGCACCAGACGGCCUUUGGCCUUUCCAUAAAGGGGAGCAGUUUAAUGGCGGAAAAAGAGGCGCUUCUCGAGAACUGGAGAAGCUCUAUGCUGAGGUACGAAACGGAGCUUCGGGAGCUGGCAUCCUGUAGCCCGUCGGAACCCCCAACAGAGUUUCGCAUCAUUAAGGUACUGCAGUUGUACGACUGCAUCACUCGCCGCAUUGACGACAGCCUAUCUCCCUACCUGGCGGAGCUGCUCCGUCUAUUUCGGAUUGAGUUUUGCCGUGCAAUUUUUUUGCGAAAUCGCGUCGAUGCGAUUGGAACCCCCAAUACUUCUCUUGGAGGCGAGGGUGUUGUGGAUCCCACGAUGGAGGGUGACGUGGUAACCUUUUUCGAGCAGAUCAACUCCCUCCUGCAUGAAAACGCGCACUUAACGCGUGAGCUGAAAACGAGUGGGGCGGAAGUGAAUGCGAUAGAGCUGAAGUGUGACGUGGAGCAACUCAAGGGAACCAUCAAGCUCUGCGAGAAUGAGAUCGAGCGCCUGGCUUUGCAGAAUUCCCACGUCACGCAGCAGUAUUGGGAACUUCAGGAUAAAAUGGCUGCUGAGAAGGAAGCUCACGCAUCCCAGGUGGCCGCCCUGGAGAAGGAUCUACGGGCGGUAAGUGUGGAGAACAAAGACCUCCAGCUUCGCCUGUUUCGUCUUCGAAAGGAAGUGACGGACGGCAAAGCGAAGUUUUUAACCGAUCACUACCGGCAGCUGAAGAAUUCCAAGAUGUCUUUCCUCACGACGCUCUUCUCCGAGAGCGAUGAGCGGGUGAAUCUGCUCGUUCUGCUCAGCCAGUUGGAGUUCCGCCUGAAUGAGGUGUUGGAUAAGUACGACGAUAAAUACAUCACGAAUCACGACGACCGCCCGUUGCAGGUGACGCUUCAUUUGGAAAUGCAGGAGAAUGUGGUGGUGCUUCUCGAGGAGAUGCAUCUCUGCGUGCAGCAGUACCGACGACUUACCUGUCAGCCCGCGGAGAACAGCUCCCCGGUUGAUCCGGCGAAUGCGAAUCCGCGGCAUUCGUUGAAUCGAUUCUUCCCGAACAUGGAUAUCCCCCCGGACGAGACAGAUAGCUUUAUGACGAUGCUUUUUGAUUUUAAAAUCUACUACAACUUUCUCGCCCGGGAGAUACUUCAACAGCGUUCGACCGGGACUAGGGGCGGGGGAGGGGAUUUCGUGUGCAAAAAAAACCCCGACGUUCCUUCCACGGGAGGGCUUCGCGAGGAUCCGACGCGGCCGCCUUCGCAUCUCUCGGCGGGUUGUGGAACUUAUAUGACCUCCUCCCCUCUGGAUGGGCCCCCGAUCGGGCAUCGUGAGAUCUUUUCGACGCGUCAUUUCGACUCACGAGAGACGGAUCCGCACGGUGGGGAGGUGAAAGGCCUCCUCGGCGCUAUUCCCCGAUUCGAACAGGACGGCAGCGAGGAAUUAAAUCCGAAUAGCAAAAAUGAAUUCAUCUUUGCGAGCCGAAAUGAGUGGAUUGAGCGGAUGCUCGGCAGUUUGGGGUCCUCAGGGACCUACGCCGGGCAAACCCCCAGCGGUCUUCGAUGGAUGCAGCAGAAUACGGAGGGGAUUAUCUCGCCCGAUACGCUGCUCCCGCGUCUCCUACGCCGCCCUUUGGAGGAUUUAUGCCCGCGAAAAUUCAUCUCCGGCGUCGAAGUCUUCGCCGGUUCCGAUCCGAUUCAACAAAGGUACCUCUGUAGCGUUCCUCGCGUCGAUCCGUCCUCGGCGAUUCAGCUUCCACGGUAUGCUAAUUUUAUCAAGCUCAAGUACAAAAGCACCCUGCCUCUGCAGGAUGACGCUUAUGAGGAUCGAGCGGGGGAAAGCGAGGAGAUAACGCAGCAGAUAUCGCUCGAUAGUGAACGAAACGACUGCGCCGCGGGUAUCAACCGCUCCGGGGAUUCCGCCCACCCGCUCAGUCGACCAAACACCGCGACGAUGACCUCGCCGAACCUGAUGAAGGUGAGAUUGCAACACGUGGCAAAACCCCCCCUCCUUACCCAACAAUUUAGCAAACAAGCCUCCAAGCAAAUUAGCAAGUGGGGACCGAAAAGUCGAUUCAAGGAAGAGCAAGAAAACGAGGAUGCUAAAGGUGAGGAGGUUUUCAGCUCGCAUGAUGACUUUCGGGUAUUCCGUGAGCUGUGUGAGCGGCCGUUCUCGAAAGGGGUGCCUGGAAAGCUCACCACUCGCACGACGGGCAGCUCCACGACCAGCGUGUUGAUUUCCUUUGAAAGGCUGAACCCGCUCUCGCCGAACCGCGCGCCGGAGUGGAUGCUUUAUCAAACCCUUUUUGGUGGGUUUCGCUCGCUUAUCCCACGGAUCCUCGAUCACGCCGUGAUUGAUCAUAUCUUGCUUUGCACGUGUGAGCGGCACUUCACCCGCAUGGAGUACCGCUACAUGACGUGCCUUAAGGAGUCCGAAUCACGAGCGAUGAAUAGCCAAAUGUUGCUCGUCCUCACGGAGCGAUUUUUCCGUGAGGCCUAUGAGCUUUCGGAUUUUCAAAAAUCCCUUGUGGAUGAGCUAGAGGCCCGUUAUUCCUAUCCGGAGUUGGUGGCGAAGACUUUUUACGAGAUCCUCUGCUUCCUUGACGCCGCCGCCUCACAUGACGCGCUGUAUAACCUCUAUUUAGAGGUCAUUCGCGGGUUUGUCUCGCCUACGCAUAUCCACUUUGCCUGUUAUAUGCUGUUUAACAUGAGCUACAGUUGGCCCUCCGCGGAUCCGUAUCAGGUUAUUACUAAGGAUGAGGCCUUAGCGAUGUUGCGUUAUCUUUACCGUAAUGCGGAUAUCAUCGUUCACGUUGACGUGCAUGAGGUGCUUGAUGAUUACGAGCGGAUGUCUCGUGCGGCGCCACUGACGUUGAAUUAUAUGCGCAGCUACAUCGCUUCGAUUAUUCUACAUCAAGAGGAGACGAUGUUGUUGUAUCUUCAAGGGUUGUUCCGCUCGUGUUGUAUCGCGGAAGACCUCCAGAAGCUGACGUACGAUAACUACUCGAGUGUGUUUCUUAAGCACUGGAACGAAAGGUCCACGCAAACUGGAAUUGUAAGGUUUUUAACUACCACGCUUGGAUUUAACAAGAAGGCGUUCCUGUCGUGCGAUGACUUGGCACUCGUGGUCGCCAGUUAUUGGGCAUCCAACUUACUUUUAUAA